Trichophyton rubrum CBS 118892 is the source of this 492-nucleotide messenger RNA. RefSeq lists its product as uncharacterized. The transcript has a single exon. The record is from RefSeq and is a predicted model, not a curated record. The coding region runs from base 1 to 492 and encodes 163 amino acids. NCBI's taxonomy places the organism in Eukaryota, Fungi, Ascomycota, Eurotiomycetes, Onygenales, Arthrodermataceae.
AUGGUGGGCCUGGUAUCCUGCUCAUGGCCCUCCUCGGCAGGGUUUCCUACUCUAGCAUUUAUGUUGAUAGUACUACUACAACAUGGGAGCCUUGUAGAAUCCACGUCAAGCAUUGCAACGUUUUCCGAUGUAAAUUGUCAGGACUCCUUAUCAUCAUUUGACGGGCCUAACGGGUACCCAAAUGGGACGUGUUCAAGGCUCGAAAGGAGCGGAGGAUAUGGUAGCUUUCAGGUUGUCAAUCUCGACGAUGGCUGCUCUGGUAGGGAAAGAGACGUGUUUUUCAUACUUUCUUCCAUUUUUUUUAAAAAACACUCAAUAUGCCCUGAUUGCGAACUGAAAGACCUCCCAAAUCAAGCAGCAGAUUAUCGUCUUAUUUUGUUUUACUUCCCACAACAUACACUAACCUUCAUCACUUUGUCUCAUAGUAACAUUAUAUGGCAGAGACGACAUUGCCGGUCAGCCCUGUUCGUCAUCUGUAGCCCAGGUUGCUGA